AAUUGAAGUGAGGAAAUGGAGGGACAGUUUGCUAGUUGGCGGUGCCGUCCUUGGGGACAGAAAUAGCUAUUGAUGGAGGCCGUAUCCAUGUAUGGCCCAGCUACCAUUCAAUUCCAUUUCCUCUUCGAUAGAAGUACAGACAGAUCGAGAAGAGACAGCACGAAAGAGCAAGAAAGAAGGAAAGAGAGAGAAGAUGGGCUUCUUCUUCUUCUUCGCCGAAAGUUUCAUACUUUCACCAACGAUCCUAUGCCUCCUUCUGUUCAUUUCACCAUCUUUAGCGUCAGAAACCAACCCUACAACCCCCAAGAGCUCAGCCUAUGAAGUUCUUGAGGACUACAACUUCCCUAUUGGCAUCCUCCCCAAAGGUGUGCGAGGCUAUAAUCUUGAUCCCUCCACGGGAAAAUUUUCUGCCUACUUGGGCGGUAGCUGCAGCUUCUCGCUCGAAGGCUCGUACCAGUUGAAGUACAAAUCCACUAUCAGAGGUCAUAUUUCGCAAGGCAAGCUCUCGAGCUUGGAGGGCGUUAGUGUGAAGCUCUUCUUCUUCUGGGUUGACAUUGUUGAGGUACAGAGGAAAGGGGAUAGUCUCGGAUUCUCGGUCGGGAUAGCUGGUGCGGAUUUUCCUAUUGAUAACUUUGAGGAGUGCCCUCAGUGUGGUUGCGGAUUGAAUUGCAAUGAUGGGCAACUAGAGGAGGUCAGAUCAAGCCCGGUUGUUUCUUCUUAUGCCAAAUGAAAUAAUUGCUUGCGGUCAGCCGAGAGAGAAAAAGAGCCAUGACAUUUAAAAUGCAGCUCGAUUGGAUCUGCAACUGCAUAGUCGUGCCGUUUUUUUCUUUCUAUGCUUUUAGAGAUGUGAAUGAAAAUCUACUGGGCUUGCUUCUAAUGGUUGAGCAAAUACAUAAAA
Molecule: messenger RNA, 898 nt
Organism: Juglans microcarpa x Juglans regia
Lineage: Eukaryota; Viridiplantae; Streptophyta; Magnoliopsida; Fagales; Juglandaceae
Exons: 1
Coding region: 92-730 (212 amino acids)
Source: RefSeq, a predicted model, not a curated record